This is a messenger RNA of Rubroshorea leprosula, 2936 nucleotides long. NCBI's taxonomy places the organism in Eukaryota, Viridiplantae, Streptophyta, Magnoliopsida, Malvales, Dipterocarpaceae. The record is from the annotation of a GenBank genome assembly.
CCGUAUUUCUCUUUCAUUCAUUCAUUCAUUCAUUCACAGAGCCUAUAUUUCAUACAAUCCACCCCACGUCUUCCUGUGGAUGGAUCAACCAUGUUCUCUCCAAGGAAAACACUUCUGAUUACAAUCUUCACCCUUUUGUGUUCUUUUUCAAUCAAUGCGGAUGACGACGACGAGAAGACAUCUUCAGGGCCGGUCGCUUACGACACCAGGUCGUUGAUCAUCAAUGGGAAAAGAGAGCUUCUUUUCUCUGGCUCCAUCCAUUACACACGCAGCACGGCAGCUAUGUGGCCCAAACUCAUUUCAAUGGCUAAGAAAGGAGGUCUGAAUGCGAUUCAGACUUACGUCUUCUGGAACGCUCAUGAGCCGGAGGAAGGCAAGUACGUUUUUGAUGGAGACUAUGACUUGGUGAAGUUCAUCAAGUUGAUUGCAGAGCAUAACAUGUAUGUUAUUCUCAGGGUUGGGCCAUUCAUCCAGGCUGAAUGGAACCACGGGGGUUUUCCCUAUUGGAUGAGAGAGGUACCAAACAUCACUUUCCGUACAGAUAAUGAGCCAUACAAGAAACACAUGGAAAAGUAUGUUAGGAUGGUAAUCGAUAAAAUGAAGGAGGAGAAGUUGUUUGCUCCACAAGGAGGCCCCAUUAUCUUAGCACAGAUUGAAAAUGAGUACAACACCAUCCAACUUGCAUUCAAAGAAGCAGGAACCAAUUACGUGCAAUGGGCAGGAAACUUGGCUCUUGGGUUGAACGUAGGUGUCCCUUGGAUUAUGUGCAAACAGAAAGAUGCUCCUGGUCCCAUUAUCAAUACAUGCAACGGAAGACAUUGUGGAGAUACUUUCACUGGUCCAAACAAACCCAACAAGCCUUCAUUAUGGACUGAGAACUGGACAGCACAGUUUAGAGUUUUUGGUGAUCCACCGUCUCAGAGAUCAGCAGAAGAUAUUGCAUAUGCUGUUGCUCGCUUCUUCUCUAAAAGUGGAAGUCUAACCAACUACUAUAUGUACCAUGGUGGCACAAAUUUUGGUAGAACAAGCUCAUCCUUCACAUCAACUCGCUAUUACGACGAAGCACCUCUUGAUGAAUAUGGUUUGCCAAGGGACCCAAAAUGGGGACACCUCAGGGACUUGCACAGGGCACUAAAGUUGUGCAAGAAGCCUCUGCUUUGGGGAACUCCUUCUGUCCAAAAGUUGGGUCCAGAGAUUGAGGCUCGUGUCUGGGACUUUAAUAAUGAUUGUACAGCUUUCUUGACAAACAACGACACUAAGAAAGGGCAAAGUGUCAAUUUCAGGGGCCAGGAUCAUUUCCUGCCCCCUCGUUCAAUUAGCAUCCUCCCGGACUGCAAGACCGUUGUUUUCAAUACUCAGACGAUCGUUGCACAACAUAAUGCAAGAAACUUUGUGCGAUCUGAGGUUGCAAACGAGAAGCUAAAAUGGAAAAUCUACAAGGACAAGAUUCCAUCCCAGUUUCCAUUAUUGUCCAAGGAACCAUUUGAGCUCUACAGCUUGACUAAAGAUACCUCAGACUACGCAUGGUACUCAACACUCAUUGAACUGAACCAACACGACUUACCAAUGAAGAAAGGCAUUCUUCCAGUUAUACGGAUUGCAAGUCUUGGCCAUGGAUUACUUUGUUUUGUAAAUGGUGAAUAUAUAGGAUCUGCACAUGGAAGCAAAGUUGAGAAGAGCUUUGUCUUCCAGAAAGCUAUACCCUUGCAUGCUGGAGGCAACCAUAUAGCCAUUUUGGCCUAUGUUAUCGGACUCCCGGAUAGCGGACCAUACAUGGAACGUCGAUUUGCUGGGCCUCGUUCUGUGACAAUUCUUGGUCUAAACACAGGAACACUUGACCUGACAGUCAACGGUUGGGGACAUCAGGUUGGAUUGGAAGGGGAAAAGAAUAAGAUUUACACAAAAGAAGGGUCAAAAAAAGUACAGUGGACAAAAGCUCCACCUACUCAAGAGGAUGCUCUAACAUGGUACAAGGCAAAGUUUGAUGCCCCUGAAGGAGACAACCCUGUUGCCAUUCGGAUGACUGGAAUGGGCAAGGGUAUGAUCUGGAUUAAUGGGCAAAGCAUUGGACGACAUUGGACAUCUUACCUUUCUCCUCUUCUGCAACCUACUCAAUCUGAGUUUCACAUCCCAAGAUCCUACAUGAAGCCACAGGGCAAUCUCAUUGUUGUUUUUGAGGAGGAGCCAGGUAGUAAUAUCACGAGCACUGAAAUUCUAACUGUCGACAGAGACACAAUCUGCGGUCACUCAACUGAACACCACCCACCAUCAGUAAAGGCAUUUGCAAGAAAGGGUAGCCAGCUUGUCGUCCCUGAAAAGGAAGAUGCAAAACCAAGUGCUAGCUUGACUUGUCCAGACAACAAAGAGAUAGCUGUUGUAGAGUUUGCAGACUUUGGAGAUCCUUGGGGUGCCUGUGGAAGCUACUUUCCUGGAAAUUGCACCUCUCCAGUUACCAAAGGGAUUGUUGAAAAGUAUUGCCUUGGGAAAACUAGCUGCACAGUGCCUAUGGAUGAAGAUGUUUUUGACAAGAACAUGUCCUGCUCAGACCCAGCCCUGAAGAAGAUGUUAGUUAUCCAAGUCAAGUGUGCUCAGAAAAAGUCAAGAACCAUGAUUUCUUCAAAUAAUUGAGAGUUCAUAGAGACUUUCUUAGCAGUCUAUAUGUUCAAACUCUUAGUUUUUCUAUCUUCUUUUCUCUUCUUUUUUUUUUCAUCUUAUUGUUCAAAAUUUUUUUUUUUAUUUUUUUGUGAUAAUCUCCUGAACCAUAAACAUGAAAUAGGUUGUGCUCUCUAAUCUUUACUAAGUGAAUUGUAAUUCUUUUUUUUUUCUUUUUUUUUUUAGUUUCUAAUCCGAACAGACAUUGUUUUAAAAAUCCAUACCUUUUACUGUUAUUUUCUCCUCCCCUAAAACAAAAAAUAAAAUAAAAGUCUAAUCUUUUA